AUGUUAGAUGACACAGUUGUACGAGAAAAAUCUCAUCCUGUAAACCUGCGUGUACUUGUUAUUGGUUGUGACCCUACAUUUCUUGCCAAUGUUUCUGAAUUUCUUCACCUUUUGAACCAUCAAGUUUGGGUAUAUACAAACCCAUUCAUUGCUUUCUCUGCUCUUCGGAUUAGGAGAAACUUUUAUGACCUCAUUAUAACAGACCUUUAUCUACCUGAUAUGGACGGUUUUGAAGUACAGAAAAGGGUUCGAGAAGAAUUUAAGCUGCCGCUAAUCAUAGUUUCAGCCGAUGAUAGAGAGCAUGUCAUAUUAAAGGCUCUCAAGCUUGGUGCUGCACAUUAUAUUGUCAAACCAGUUUGCUUAGACGAUGUCAAGAACCUAUGGAAAUUUGUUGUUGAUGCUAUUAGAUCACCAAGAGAAAUUUCUUUUGUUGAGGAAAUUGAAAAUGCUGGCGAACAAUCAAGUGAGGGAAUAUCUGACGAGGAUACAUAUUGUGAUCAUGUGAAAAAGAAUUCCAAGAGAAGAAGAUCAACAAAGGAAAGUAAUACUCCGAAAAAGGCAAAGUUGAUAUGGACGCAAGAGCUCCGGGCUCGGUUUUUGGGCUCUGUUCACUUUAUAGGCCUAGAGAGAGCUGUUCCGAAAACAAUUCUUGAGGUCAUGAACGUGGAAGGCCUGACUAGAGAAAACGUGGCAAGCCAUUUGCAGAAGUACAGACAGUUUCUAAGGAAAGUUGCAGCAAAAAUAUCAGUAAGUAAAUCGGAUAUUGUAACCAAGUCCCAAAUGUCAAGAUCUACAUUUGCGCAAAGUCGAACUUCGAUAUUCCAGCAGCCGCCCAUUUCUGGACAGAAUCUCUUUAUUGAUUCAAGCCUUGGAGGUCCCCUUUUCCAUGCCAAUGAUCAUGAAGCAUCAAACACUUCCAUGUUUCCAUUGGGAAACACAUCACCAUUAUAUCAGCCGAAUUUUCUGUCCAACUUUCAGAUGCCGCAACCUGCUUUCAUAGGGUACCCAAGGUCUUUCCAACCAGCCAAUCCCUCAUCAGUUAAUAAUGGGAGUGGAUUUCAGGCAGCCAAUGUUCAAAGCAAUUGGUCAAGUACUAGUGGACUUCAAACUCAAACAAGUCCAUUGAUCAACGACCUAUAUGGUAAUUACAAUAACUAUGACAUAAGUGCAGGGUUUCAAUACAACAAUAAUUUUGAUAAAGGUUCGUGGAAUGGAACUAUGGGAUUUCUGAAUGAUUCUAGUAGUCUCAUCAGCAACAACUACUGUGGGAGUCCACCAAAGACUGGUGCUGCUUCGUUAGGGUUGGCUGGAAUUAAGUCGAAUCCAAACCCUAAUUUGAUGGUGGAGAACCAUGGCUGGGCUUCAUCAACAAGAGCACUUGAUGAUAAUGUUUUUGGAUUGGUUCUGAAUAAUAUUGAUCAAAAUGUGCUUGAUCAAGACAUGAUUAAUGCUUCACCAACGGGUAAUUUGAUGUUCAGUAACAAAAAAAUUUCAGGCGUGGAGGAUGCUUCAUCAGUUGGUUAUGAUGGUUUUACAACAGUGGAAGCUGCGGCUUGUAGCUCUAAUGUUGUAGACUUGUCACCACGUCAGAAUCAAAUUGGCGAGUACUUUGAUGAGCUAGAUGAUAUUUUAUUUAACGAUACCAGUUUGAAACCUAAUAAUCAGGAAGGAGGAAAAGAAGUGGUCAAUUCUUAUGAGACUAGUGCAUAUUUGGUUCAAGAAAAUGCUUCCGUGCUCGAAGAACCACUCGGCCAGGCAUGUAUCGAUACAUAUCAAUUUUUUUUUAUGCAUAAAAUGAUUUAUGGAAGACUGGCAAGCUAA
This is a messenger RNA of Argentina anserina (silverweed cinquefoil), 1821 nucleotides long. RefSeq names its product two-component response regulator ARR10-like. The coding region runs from base 1 to 1821 and encodes 606 amino acids. The record is from RefSeq and is a predicted model, not a curated record. The transcript has 6 exons. Gene Ontology annotation, molecular function: DNA binding. Lineage: Eukaryota; Viridiplantae; Streptophyta; Magnoliopsida; Rosales; Rosaceae. Gene Ontology annotation, biological process: cytokinin-activated signaling pathway; phosphorelay signal transduction system.